AUGACUGGACGCCGACGGUUCAACUGCGUCUCCGCGCAACGGGAACUUGAGAUGGGUAGACAGAGCUAUCAGGAAGUCCUGAACGAAAACCGGGGACGCAUUCUUCCCGAGUAUCAUCCGCUUACCAUGCAGGUGAACCGUGUUUUGCAGCGCUUGAUUCCGCAGGCGCCGAUUGAAGGCGCAGACUGGAAGGUCCAUGUUAUAAAAGACGAUAACAUGCUUAACGCCUUUGUUCUUCCUGGGCUCAGCGGCAAGGUGUUUGUCUACACCGGUAUCCUGCCGAUAUGUAAAGACGAGGAUGGCUUAGCAGCCGUGCUAGGGCAUGAGAUUGCGCAUGUGGUGGCCCAUCAUCCGGCGGAGCGCAUGAGCAACAGCUUUAUCACUUUGGGAGCUGCCUUUCUUGUCUCAAUGUUGUUUGACAUCUCUGGACAGCUUCCUUCAUUGCUUAUGAACCUUGCCUAUAGUCUGCCAAACUCACGGACCCAGGAGGUAGGUCUGACUUAG
Aspergillus oryzae RIB40 is the source of this 504-nucleotide messenger RNA. RefSeq names its product M48 family metallopeptidase. Gene Ontology annotation, biological process: protein quality control for misfolded or incompletely synthesized proteins; mitochondrial protein processing. Gene Ontology annotation, molecular function: metalloendopeptidase activity. Bases 1 to 504 code for a protein of 167 amino acids. Lineage: Eukaryota; Fungi; Ascomycota; Eurotiomycetes; Eurotiales; Aspergillaceae. The transcript is spliced from 2 exons. The record is from RefSeq and is a predicted model, not a curated record. Gene Ontology annotation, cellular component: mitochondrial inner membrane.